GAUGUUCUGAACUAUACUCCUUUUCACAAAGCAUUUGCCGCACUGUUGAAGCUGCAGUGCUCCUCAGCUAAUAUAAAGGCUGAAUGCCUCUCGAGAUGUGUUCUACCGCAUGGCGUCGUCUGCUAACUGACAGUAAUUCGCGGUGUACGACGUGCAUGUGCUAACAACCUAAGUUGUCACGUAUCGCUGUUAGGCGUCAUGUAAUAAGCAAGGAUAAAACCUGUGUCCCACCAUUAAUGAGACAGUUGCGCAAGAAUAUUACCAAUCUACGCCUUGUACCGUUGUCAGCGUCGCAAUGACUUCUGGGAUGGAGUGUGGAAUAUCAGCUACACCGCCCUCUUGCUGUGUGAGCCAAACCACCACUUAUUUGCCCAUCACGCGUGUCCAUUUCUCUCCAUGGUUUGAUGUCCGGUCUCAACUAAGUUGAAGUCGACAUGAUCUUUUCUCUUUCCAGGGUCGGCCCUACAUUCGCGUGACCCACGACAUAAACAUAGAGGAAGUACUUAAUAUGUUUACACGAGAGUGGAAGUUCACGCUUCCCCGUAUUGUGCUCGUGAUGAUCUCUAGCCUCACCACCUGGCAAGAUUGGAGCGCCCCACGCCAGCUAGAGAACUUCAAGGAAGGCUUGAUCAAGGCGGCGAAUACGACGGCCAUGUGGAUACUAACAAACGGGAUCAACAUAGGCAUCGCCAAGGAAAUCGGCUCCCGCGUGAACGAUGAACUGGUGCAGAGGCAGAUAAUGAGGUGCCACAAGCACCCGCACACUGACUUCGAGAAACUUCCGCCUCUGUGCCUGCUGGGUAUCGUGCGGGAGGACCUCCUCACUUGCGCCGACAAAUUCGAGGCAAACAAGGAAGGUUCAAUAUACAUAGAAAACAGCGGCAGCCGGCCUGAAGAAAACAAAUAUGACUUGAACCCCGAUCAUACUCACUUUAUUAUUGUUAAAGAUGAUACAGUGAACAAAACCGGGCUGAAUUAUUUCAUGCUAAAGCUGGAACAGCAGCUAUCAAUGACGUCAGACGACGAUAACGAAGCAUCGGCGCUGUACUCGGCCGAAAUACCACUGAUAGCGAUCGUGUGCCAGGGAGGCACUGGGUGCAACAAGAUGGUCUUGGAACACAUCAAGAAACAGCUUCCCGUGCUUGUCAUCCAGGGCAGUGGAGGUGUUGCUGAUCUGCUGGCACUCGCAUACAACGAAAUUGACAGACGUGGCGUAACAAUUUGGGAUCCUGAAUUCAUUGAGAAUGUCCUCAAGCCAGAAAUAAACUCCCACAUAUGCCAGAUGUUCCCGAAGUUUCGAGACAACGCACUUUCAAGGAACUUGUUCAGGGACAAAAUCGUCGAGUGUCUGCGCAUUGCGAGUCAGACUCAAGACCAAAUGUACUUUACGGUCAUUAACAUUCAGCACCACCACAAUAACCUACAGCACCUUGACGACAUUCUCGUGAAAGCCGUAUUUAAAUUGCAGCACCACCAGGCUCACCAAAUUAAAAAGGACCUGCUUCUCACACUCGAUUGGAACUGCCCUCACGUAGCUAUGACAAAGGUCUUUUCAAAGGACUUCGCUCAGCAGUAUCAGAUUGACCGGGAAGACUUCGAGUACGCAUUGCUGAAGCCAAAACGCGAAGAGUUCUUGCACAUUUUUCUCAAUCGAGGAUUUCUAAUUCACAAGUACUUGGACCCUAAAAGACUUCGGCAACUGUUUGCCAAGAUACAGCAUGAAGAGUUCUUUCGGACGGUCUGUUGGGAAGGAGCACUUGGACACAGUCUGCUCUCAAAAAUCGGCAGAAACUUCAUUGAAACAGACUUGAACUGGCUCAUAGAGACAACGACCAGCCUGCGAGACUUUCUCAACCAGGAGGAGCUUUCCGCCAACAGUGCUGUAGGCACAUACGUCAAGGAUGCGGCAUCGGCUGAGCGGAAGGCUCUCGUCAUCCUUUCGCUGUGGGCCGUCUUUACAAACCGUCGCAAGACGGCUGAAGUGCUGUGGAAAAACUGUGACCAGCCAAUCCACUUGGCAUUAUUGGUGUCCAUGACAUACGAGAAGCUCACCGCAUACGUCUCAGAAGGCACCAUCAAACAGGAGCUCCUAGACACGAGCAAACAGUUCGCAGCAAUGGCCUCCGGUGUGCUGAACUUGUGCUACCUGGAGUCUAGGUGCCGUGCCUACGACAUCCUGAGCGUGCAGACGGCGGAUUGGAAAUACAAGACGGCCGUGGACAUCGCUGCCGAGGCGAGCAACCGCCAGUUCCUGUCGCACCCGUGUUGCCAGAAGUGGCUCACCAACCACUUCCUCGGUCGCAUCAGCGUCCGCGAUAGUCAAUGGGGCUUCUUCAGCGUGCCACUGAGUCUGAAGGUUAUUCUCUGCGCAUUCACAUUUUUUCCCAUGUACAUAUGGGUGCGAUUCAAAAGUGACCCGCAUCAAAGGGAAUACGGUGAAGAGGAAGAAUGCGAAAGAGACUACGGCUUCUCCAAAAGCGCUACAGAGAACGUGAAGGGCGACCGGUACGACUCGGGAGCCACAGCGGCGCAGGAAGGCACCUUUAUCCGAAUGAACCCAGGGCUUUACAAGAUGGUGUACCUCAUGUGGAGCGCUCCGAUCACCAAGUUUUGGGUUCAUCAGGCAACCGGGCUUUCAGACGCCGAACUAGUCGCGCGCGUGAUCCCGGUUUCACUGACCGACCAGGCGGCUCGAUGGUUCCGACUGACCGGACACCGAUGCCGCACGGUAGAAGAGUUCCGCGUGAACUUCCGCGAGGAAUUUCUUCCGGCCAAUUACGAGUGGCGUUUGAGGAGAGAGCUGGAGCUUCGUACCCAGCAUCCGGACGAGUCCCUGCUGGAAUAUGUUCGAGCGAUGGAUGAACUGCAUCGUCUCGCGAACCCUCUCGCCACCGAUGAAGAGAAAGUUGAGCGCGUCACACGGCAGGCGCACCCCACUUUCGCGGCCUAUUUCAGAGGGCGCAAAUUUAGAGACCUAGACGAACUCGCCGCCGAGGCGAAGCGCAUCCAGGGAGGCAUUCUCGCGGCGCGAGCAUACCGCCCGCCUCCACCCGCGGCGCUGUCACUCGAGCCUCGCUGCGCGUGGAACGGCGGCGCGAUCACUUCCCACUCGUCUAGAGUCGGCGCGUCGGCAUCUUUCGCGGAGGAGCAGGUCCAGCGUAGUUGGGAGUUAUCAGACCGCGCUUUGGACCCGUACGCCUACGCGCUGAGAACAGCACCGACUAAUGCCGCACUCAGCGCGCCGCGACAGGAACGAGAGGCCGAUGAGAGACUGGAGGAGCGGCACACGCCGAACGCAGUUCAAGGAAGCUACGGCGGGCCGGAGUGGAGCGACGGCCGCCCAGGCCACCGAGGCUUCAGCGGCCGCUGCUACCAAUGCGGCCGACCAGGGCACAUCGCCCACUGCGCGGCAGUGCAAGCGCCUUUGACAAAGCUCUUGAGGAAAGACGAACGGUGGACUUGGGGCCAAGAGCAGGAGGCGGCACUGCGUGGCCUCACGAAGGUGCUCGCUGACACGGCCGAAUUGCAGCUGCCCGAUUUGAAUAGGGAGUUUGUGAUUCAAACAGACGUAAGCGACCUAGGCUUAGGUGCAAUUUUGCUUCAGGAGCACGGAGGCACUCACCGACCGGUUGCGUUCGCGAGUCGUUCGUUGACGCCGGCCGAAAGGAACUAUUCGGUGACAGAGAAGGAGUGCCUCGCGAUAGUUUUCGCUCUGCGAAAGUUCGACUAUUACGUCGAUGGAGUGGCAUUCAAGAUUGAGACUGACCACAUGGCUCUCACUUGGUUGAGGCGCUUGAGCGAGCCGAGUGGCCGCCUGGCGCGUUGGGCACUGCUGCUGCAGCGUUACGACUUCACCGUGCGCUACCGCAAAGGAAAAAGCAAUGCCGCAGCUGACGCACUUUCGCGAGCGCCAGUCCGAGGCGAUGGAGAGGCCCAAGUAAGGGACACGGAACAACCGUCGAUCCUGGGCGAGAGCGUGAACCACGUAGAUGUUGUCGGUUCCGCAGGAGUCGUCUUCAGCAGAGCGGAGCUGUUCGAGGCUCAGCAGAAGGACCUGUUUUGUCGAAAAGUGCUCGACGAGCUCCGGGAGCAGGGUGGCGCGGCCGCCGCACACAUGGAGGCAGCUGGUAUUGCUGUCGGUGCUAAGCGCUCGGGAUCAGCUGGUAAUGCUGUGAGUGCGCUGGAUUCUUAUCUGCUGAAUUCCGACGGCCUCCUGCUGAGGUAUAUUCCCACCGAGGACGACACAAGUGAGCCGUUUAAGGUGGUGAUACCGCGCGCGUUGCGAGGAGCACUGCUACGCUACUUUCACGACUCGUGUAUCGCUGGGCACGCGAGCGGCCCCAAGACUUACGUUAAGUUGUGUCGCCUCGCUACCUGGCCAGGCAUGAAACGGGACGUGAUGCGCUACGCCCGCUCAUGUCAUGUGUGCCAAAGCGUGAAGCCCCGAGGUGGACGACCGCCCGGCCUCAUGCAGCCUAUCGACAGCCAGACUCCCUGGCAAAUCGCGGCGUGUGACGUCAUGGGACCGUAUCCCACCACACCGAGCAGGAACAAAUUCUUGCUUGUAGUCACAGAUCACUUCAGUAAAUGGGUCGAACUUUUCCCCUUGCGAAAACUGACGGCACGAGUGAUCAUGGAUAAGUUGAUAGAGGUAUUCACUAGAUUUGGCUUUCCGGAGCAGUUGAUAACGGACAAUGCGUCCUACUUCACCGCGAAGGUUUUCGUCGACUCGUGCGCUGCACUUGGCAUUAAGCACAAGAAAACGACAACUUACCAUGCUCAGUCGAACCCCACUGAACGGGUCAAUCGCAACAUUAAGCACAUGCUUGUCGCGUUCUCUGAAAGACAUAAGGACUGGGAUACCUACCUUCCGGAGAUCGGGUUUGCAGUGCGAUCGACAGUGAACCGCUCGACUGGGUACGCGCCUUCUUCUCUCAACCUGGGGAGAGAGCUGCCGAAUCCGAUGGAUAGAGUUCUCGCGGAUCGCAGCGGAAUGUCGGUCGCGCCGGCAGCACGAGCUGAAUACGCGACGCACCUACGUGACAAGCUGACGGAAGCUUUACACAAAGCACGCCGUAAUCUUCGCACUGCUAGGGCGCAACAGAAGGCGCAGUACGACCGCUCGCAUCGGAACGUCCGCUACGAAGUGGGCGAUCUGGUGCUUCGACGCCAGCACGUUCUCAGCGAUUCUAGCAAACAGUUCGCUGCCUCGCUGGCGCCGAAGUGGACCGGGCCGUAUCAAGUGCGAGAGAAGGUUUCCUCGCUUGUUUACCGGCUCGAGAGCAUGAAAGGGAAGCCGAUCGGCGGGCCGGUACACGUAUGCGACCUGAAACGCUACGUGCCGCGUGAUGAGCAGUGGGAUGAAGAUCAGACCCUCCCUCAAGCGCGGUCGGGUCGUCGUGGUCAAGGUAAAACGCUGAGCACGAUGAAAGGACAGAAGCUAUCAGACCGAGACUACCACUACUGGAAGCAAAAGGCGCUGGAAUAUAGCAACAACGCUGAUUGUGUGAACGAGAAUACUUUGCAGAAUCACUACGAGAAGCUCACACUCAUCUUAGAAGACAUUGACUACCAACGCACCGUGCUCGAUCAACUUCAAGGCCAAGUUCAGGAGGUUCAGCGGAAAAUCUCUCUCUCUAUCAUCCACCUCGAAACGCUGAAACAAGUUUCCCUGAGAUCUGAUCCGACGAUGCUGACUACUUCGAUGCCUGCACAAGCAGCCAUGCACUACAUAUCGCGCCAGUCUCCUUAUCCUGGGACGAAGAUACAGCGCUUCCCAGUGCCAGACAAGUUCCUUCCCUGGGAAGUCAUGUGGCUAGAUUACGAUCCUGUCACUUACACAAGGCCUCGGUCGCAGUUUCCGGGACCACUACAAAUCUACGUGGAUGAGGACAUACUGAUGUUGAGCACGGGUGAGCACGUCCAAAGUUUGCCAUCGCUCAAGUGGAACUGCCUUUCGAUGUCCCCUGCUGGCAUUAGCACUGACAGAAGAUCCUGGAUUGUAGACACCGAUGGCACGAAUAUUGUCUACAUCUUGGAGAGUGAGGGAGUUCCACGCAAUCCCGCAGGAAGAACUGGCCUAAAAGGAAAAGGCGCCCUUCCACGUUGGGGACCCAACCAUUACGUCCUCUUCAUCAUUAGCAGGUAUCAGAAGUCGCGAUCAGCUUUACUGCAAGGGAGAGGUUUGGAAAUUGCCCUUAUGAAAAUUUAUCGAACCGACCAGUUUGUUUUGCCUGGGGAUUUCGUACCGGGAGAGCAGAAAUACGAAGGAGUUAUGCGCGUGUGCUUCAAGAUUCCAGAUGGCAUGCCAAUGACAACUGCGGAACACGUCAAAGGCUUUUUCUCCGCGCGCCUCAGCGGGAACGCCGACAUGAGCGACUCGAGCCAGGUUAUGGAAUGCUCAAUAGCCCGUCGGGGUUACAUGGAUGACCCAAUGAACACGGAUAACUGUUGGAGGGAAGUUGAGCUCUGGAAGAUCCACUACUGUGUGAAAGAGAAGCUGACAGAAAAGUUUCAGCCCAAUGUUGUAUGGAGGCUGGUGACAGAUGAUUUAUUCCUCAAGCUUCCUUCUGGCCACAGCAACCUUCUUAAUGAAGUGUGGAACUUCCAGGGCACGCUUACAAUAUAGUGCGAAUUGUGUUCAAAAUAAUAUACUAUUUUUAACUACUAGGCGUACACAAGAGCUCAGUUCAAAAUAACUAAUUAUAGAGGCUUCUCGUUAAGUCUACACUGCAAUAAGAACUUGUGAAAUACAACAUGUCACCUAACGUGGUUGGUUUCCAAGCGGCCACAAACUUGUCUUCCAGUGUUUUCACCGCCCAUGAAUUAUGUACUUUUAUGUAACGUAUUUUGUCACUUUACUGAAACAGCUAAUUUGCCCACACUUCUGUUUACUUUCGUUUAUUUUUUACCCAAUGAUGCGACAUCGAAUGAAUCAAUAACAAGAAGAAGCACUUCUUGGCAUCGGGAAAAAUUGAAAGCGAAAAUAAAACUACCUAUAAAAAGUUUACUUGUGCUUCGAUCGCAGUUUGGGCUUUCAUCAAUAUAUAGUUGGUGCUGUCAGAUAAAUAUUGA
Dermacentor andersoni is the source of this 7074-nucleotide messenger RNA. NCBI's taxonomy places the organism in Eukaryota, Metazoa, Arthropoda, Arachnida, Ixodida, Ixodidae. The record is from RefSeq and is a predicted model, not a curated record.